UGAUCACAGCCACUGGAACCCUCUCUCAGAACAGAAGCACCAAGUUCUCUCUCUUUCAUCUCCUACAGUUGCACCAUGUCUAAGAGAUUCAGUGCCUUCUCUGCUGCCCCCCAGGGAAACAGCGUUAGUUCUGUUAGAAUCAGCAAGACCUUUUCCUCAGGUGGAGGUGGAUCAGCAUAUGGAAGGCAAGGGGGUUUCAGCAGCUCUAGCCUGUCCAACCUUGGGUCAGUGAGGAAGAGCAAUGCCUACUCAGUAUCUAGCAGCAGGGCAGGCCUUGGUGGUGGCUCUGGUCUUGGUGGUGGGUAUGGUGGUGGGUCUGGAUUCGGUGGUGGAUCUGGAUUCGGUGGUGGGCUAGGUUUUGGAGGUGGCCAGGUAGCCUCACAAGGAAUCCAUGAAGUCACCGUCAACCAGAGUCUGCUGGCCCCACUGAACCUGGAAUUUGACCAUCAAAUCCAGGAUGUCCGAAAGGAGGAGAGGGAGCAGAUCAAGACCCUAAACAACAAGUUUGCCUCUUUCAUUGACAAGGUCAGAUUCCUAGAACAGCAAAACAAGGUACUGGAGACAAAAUGGGAUCUCCUACAAAACCAGAAAUCUUCCAAAGCAGCUAGUAACAUUGGCCCCAUGUUUGAAGCUUACAUCAGCAACCUGAGAAGGCAGCUGGACUCACUGGGAAAUGACAAAAACAAACUGGAUGGUGAACUAAGGAACAUGCAAGACUCAGUGGAAGACUUCAAGAACAAGUAUGAGGAUGAAAUCAACAAGCGCACUGGAGCUGAGAACGAGUUCGUAGUCCUGAAGAAGGAUGUCGAUGCUGCCUACAUGAACAAGGUGGAGCUGGAGGCUAAGGUGGAUGGUCUGACAGAUGAGAUCAACUUCUUGAGAGCUUUGUAUGAAGCAGAAUUAAAUGAUUUGCAGGCAAAGAUCCAGGACACCUCGGUUGUCCUCUCCAUGGAUAACAACCGCGCUUUGGACCUAGAUGGCAUCAUUGCUGAAGUCAAAUCUCAGUAUGAAGAUAUUGCCAACAAGAGCCGUAUAGAGGCGGAAAAUACGUACCAAAGUAAGUUCCAGGAGCUGCAAGCCAGUGCAGGCAAACAUGGAGAUGAUCUACGCAACACAAAGGCUGAGAUCUCCGACUUGAAUCGUGCAAUCCAGAGGCUGCAGGCUGAGAUUGAAAAUGUUAAAGCCCAGCGUGCCAAACUGGAAGCCCAGAUUGCUGAAGCUGAGGAGCGCGGUGAAUUGGCAUUGAAAGAUGCCCGGGAGAAAUUGGCUGAAUUGGAAGCUGCUCUGCAGAAGGCCAAGCAGGACAUGGCGCGCCAGCUCAGAGAAUACCAGGAGCUGAUGAAUGUGAAAUUGGCUUUGGAUAUUGAAAUUGCCACCUACAGGAAACUCUUGGAAGGAGAAGAAAGCAGACUUUCUGGUGAAAAUGUCAGCGCUGUCACUAUGUCUGUGGUAAACUCCAGCUCUGGAGGUAGCGGCGGUAGCAGUGGAUUUGGUGGCUAUGGAGGUGUAUCAAGCAGUUAUGGCGGUGGAAGUGGAAGCUACGGAGGAGGAUCUGGCUAUGGCAGCUCUGCCAAAUACGGCAGUGGUGGAUCAUCCGGUGUGAAAUCUUAUUCCGUGACAACCACAUCAUCCAGCAGAAGUUCUAGAUACUAAGAAAUCCCUGUAUCUACUGUUCAAUGACAGUUCUAGCUCUAACCAUGUCUCUUAGCAUUUGUUGCCUAUGUUAUAAACCUACCACAAAUAAAAAAAAAAUCUCUUUUAUUUGAGUGUUUUUGCCAUACCUAGACAUCAUAUGACCUGUCUAGUAAAUUGAUGUUGGCUUAGGUUUCAUUAUCACAAAAGUUCUUGAAGCUGUCCACAAAAAUCUUAGUUACUGAUAACAGGUGCAUUUGACAUGUGCUUAGAUGCUGACAUUGUCAAAAAGCAGUGCUUCUCUCUCUCUGCCUGUCCUUGCAGUUUUCUCCUGUGCUUCUCCUUACUGCUCCUUAAAUGCAUGCUCUCCUUGAGCUUGUCACCAGUGGUCUUGGGAACACCUAGUGGUGAUUGCAAGACAAAGCUUGGUGCCCUUUCUUACAUAUAAUUCCCCCAAAAUACCAUUGAAAAUGUUUCAUUAAAAACCCGUAGAGUCAAUUUGGUCAAUACACCAUGGGAAUGUGCAGAUCCCCAAAAAACUAAAUUUAACAGUAUUUGUGGGUGGAAUUUUUAUAUUUGUAUUUUUUCCUUGUUGCUAAGUGACUCUCAACAAUUGUAUAUAUCAAUAGAGAUAUAUGGUGCUAAUAUGACCCACCAGGAAAGAUCACAAAGUCUCUGACACUACUGAAUUUGCCAGGCAGCAAGUUAUUUUGGAAUUUUACGAACGCUUUUUACUAAAGUAGGUACCUGCAUCUAGAAACAACCCUCUGUAAGAAAGCAUUCUUUUUUGGUUUCCACUCUGUAAUAUUGUCUGUAUUAGUUGGUGGAAGUCUUCUGACUUUGUGAGAAGGGAUUGUAUGUUUGCUGUGAAAACAUGAAGCAUUUUAAAUAAAAUUCCUUCAAUCUA
Molecule: messenger RNA, 2539 nt
Organism: Pelobates fuscus (common spadefoot toad)
Lineage: Eukaryota; Metazoa; Chordata; Amphibia; Anura; Pelobatidae
Product: keratin, type II cytoskeletal 7-like
Exons: 9
Coding region: 76-1653 (525 amino acids)
Biological process (GO): intermediate filament organization; keratinization
Cellular component (GO): keratin filament
Molecular function (GO): structural constituent of skin epidermis
Source: RefSeq, a predicted model, not a curated record